Nicrophorus vespilloides is the source of this 1448-nucleotide messenger RNA. RefSeq names its product post-GPI attachment to proteins factor 3 (gene PGAP3). Gene Ontology annotation, cellular component: endoplasmic reticulum membrane. The record is from RefSeq and is a predicted model, not a curated record. Bases 258 to 1241 code for a protein of 327 amino acids. The transcript has 6 exons. Gene Ontology annotation, biological process: GPI anchor biosynthetic process. Gene Ontology annotation, molecular function: hydrolase activity, acting on ester bonds. NCBI's taxonomy places the organism in Eukaryota, Metazoa, Arthropoda, Insecta, Coleoptera, Silphidae.
ACUGCUGCCAACUCAUCGCAUUCAACAAAUCCGCACUUCGACUGCUUUAAAUAUACCGAUAAACUUAUCCUAACGCAAAUCCACACCCUUAUAUAACUAAACACUAAAUAAUUUCAAUUUGCAUCCUUUAAAAAUCCCCGGGACAAGUGAAAUAUCUUUUGGUUUCGUCAAGUUAUUCGUUCCUGUCAAAAUUGUCAUAACCUCAACAAACACCCCACCCACAGCGAACCCGCAACAAGGGUACAUUUUUGUAAAUAAUGAAAUUUUUAUUCUGGGGUUGGUUCGGUGUCUUCCUACUGCUCAAUUCCUCGGACGCCUCCACCGGUGACAGGUCCACGCAUUUCCGCAAUUGCAUGAGGAGAUGCGAGUUCGAGCGCUGCGAAAAUGGUGGUUCAGAUUUUGCUGCAAGGGAGAUUCAGCCAGUGCAUCUGUGGCUGAUGCAGUGGACCUGCACUGAUGAGUGCAAGUAUGAUUGCAUGUGGAGGACAGUUGAUGCUUAUAACAAAAGAAACUACAAAACUCCUCAGUUCUAUGGAAAAUGGCCAUUUAUAAGGAUAUUCGGCGUCCAAGAGCCUGCAUCCGUUUUAUUCUCCUUGUUCAACUUCUAUGCCAAUCUUCAGGGUAUUUUAAACUUCCGCAAGACUGUGCGACCUGAUGCACCUAUGUUCUGGUUCUGGCAUUUCUUUUGCAUAGUAUCGUUGAACGGUUGGUUUUGGUCCACGGUUUUCCAUGCCAGAGACUUUCCAAAUACAGAAUUCAUGGAUUACUCCUGCGCUUUCUCUAUGGUUUUAAUGAGCUGCUACUGCAUGAUCAUGCGUUUCAUGAAGGACUUCCCAAGAUUCCUGAAAAUCGCCGUAACAGUAUUCUUUAUAGCAUUUUACGCGAACCACGUCACGUACCUGAAACUUGGCAAGUUCGAUUACUUGUACAACAUGCAAGUGAAUAUUUUAGUCGGAACUUUCACGGCGAUUUUCUGGUUCGCUUGGGCCAUUUACAACCGUUUCCGUUUACCCUACGUCUGGAAGAUAGCCGCCUUCGUCUCAGUGGCCUGUGUGAGCACUCUGUUGGAGGUCCUCGAUUAUCCUCCUCUCUUUUAUAUCCUUGACUGUCACGCCCUUUGGCAUUUAAGUACCGUACCUCUGGUUUAUUUAUUCUAUAGUUUUAUUACCGAUGACUGCGUUUUUCUACGCAAGGAGCAAGCGGAAAGGCUGGACGUCGAAAAAGUAAAGAAACACAAUUAAUUGCUCACGACGUUGUCGCAAAUUGUUUCCGAAUUAGCUUCUUUUUGUUAAAUGUGUGUGAUUGUUUUUGCCGCAAAUCUCUGUUUACAUCCGUUUCUUCGCAUCGGAAGGAACUCUAAAAGAAAUUAUUUUAUUUUUGUUUCGGCAUAUCAAGAUAUAUACAUAUUAUAAAGGGCAAAGCCACGACAAAGAAAAAGACAGAUAAAU